Molecule: messenger RNA, 902 nt
Organism: Papaver somniferum (opium poppy)
Lineage: Eukaryota; Viridiplantae; Streptophyta; Magnoliopsida; Ranunculales; Papaveraceae
Product: polyubiquitin 11
Exons: 1
Coding region: 48-746 (232 amino acids)
Biological process (GO): modification-dependent protein catabolic process; protein ubiquitination
Cellular component (GO): nucleus; cytoplasm
Molecular function (GO): ubiquitin protein ligase binding; protein tag activity
Source: RefSeq, a predicted model, not a curated record
UAAAAAAAAUUAUUACUUUCUCCUCUACGCAUUGAAUUUUCUUGAAUAUGCCGAUGCAGAUCUUUGUGAAAACUCUAACUGGGAAGACAAUCACCCUUGAGGUUGAGAGCUCUGACACUAUUGAUAAUGUCAAGGCUAAGAUUCAAGAUAAGGAAGGCAUCCCUCCUGACCAGCAACGUUUGAUUUUCGCCGGUAAACAGUUGGAAGAUGGCCGUACCCUUGCGGACUACAAUAUCCAGAAGGAGUCUACUCUUCAUCUUGUCCUUCGUCUUCGAGGUGGUAUGCAGAUCUUUGUUAAGACUCUAACUGGCAAGACCAUCACUUUGGAAGUCGAGAGCUCUGACACGAUCGAUAAUGUCAAGGCCAAGAUUCAAGAUAAGGAAGGCAUCCCUCCUGACCAGCAACGUUUGAUUUUCGCCGGUAAGCAAUUGGAAGAUGGCCGGACCCUUGCUGACUACAACAUUCAGAAGGAAUCUACUCUUCACUUGGUGCUCCGUCUUAGAGGUGGUAUGCAAAUCUUUGUGAAGACCUUGACUGGGAAAACUAUUACUUUGGAGGUGGAGAGCUCUGACACCAUUGACAAUGUAAAGGCCAAGAUCCAGGAUAAGGAGGGAAUUCCUCCGGACCAGCAAAGGUUGAUUUUUGCAGGAAAGCAGCUCGAGGAUGGUCGUACUUUGGCUGAUUACAACAUUCAGAAGGAGUCUACUCUUCACCUUGUCCUUCGUCUCCGAGGUGGUGGUAAUUAGAAAUUCUUGAUUGCGAAGAAGAUGGUUUAGUUCUUUGCUGUUACAUUGUGUUUAUUAUGUCUUGGAUAAAUAGAAUGCAGUUUUAGUUUUUUAUGUAAGCUCUUUUUGAACUUUGGCCUGCUCUUGGCUUGCAUGAAUUCAAGUAUCUUUAAUGCU